This is a messenger RNA of Puccinia triticina, 675 nucleotides long. RefSeq lists its product as uncharacterized. Gene Ontology annotation, molecular function: histone binding. Lineage: Eukaryota; Fungi; Basidiomycota; Pucciniomycetes; Pucciniales; Pucciniaceae. The coding region runs from base 1 to 675 and encodes 224 amino acids. Gene Ontology annotation, biological process: DNA replication-dependent chromatin assembly. The transcript has 5 exons. Gene Ontology annotation, cellular component: nucleus. The record is from RefSeq and is a predicted model, not a curated record.
AUGUCGAUCAUCAACAUCACUGACAUCGUCGUCCUAGAGAACCCGGCCAAGUUUACUGACCCAUACCGAUUCAAGAUCACCUUCGAAUGCAUCGCCCCACUCGAGGAUGAUAUCGAAUGGAAGUUGAUUUACGUCGGCUCCCCUCAGACGACCGAUAAGGACCAGGAACUGGACACGUGCAUGGUCGGCCCAGUCCCUGUGGGCGUCAACAGUUUCACGUUCGAGGCGGCUGCGCCGGACCCGUGCCAGAUCCCCACAAACGACAUUGUUGGGGUCACAGUGAUCUUGUUGACGGCCUCGUACAAGAACAAGGAGUUCGUACGAGUCGGAUACUACGUCAACACCGAGUACGACACGCCCGAGCUUCGGGCGCUCUACCCGGACACCGAGCUCGUCACUGAUGAGAUGCUCAAGGCCAGACCAGACCCGCCGUUGAUCCCUAAACUGGUCCGGAACGUGCUCGCCGAAAAGCCAAGGGUGACACGCUUCAAGAUCACUUGGGACUUGCCCUCCCAACCCGAGCCCGAGCAGCCAGUCGCCAAAGAAGGCGAGCCCACCAGCCUCUUUGAGCCCGUCCCGCUCGAGCAAGAGGCCCCACCGGUCACAAGCACCUCGGCCAACUCUUCGUCCGCCCAGAAGAUUGUCCCCCAACCCAUCCCCAGCCCUGCCACAUAG